Messenger RNA from Momordica charantia (bitter melon), 1165 nucleotides. Its product is annotated as FKBP-like peptidyl-prolyl cis-trans isomerase family protein. The record is from RefSeq and is a predicted model, not a curated record. Gene Ontology annotation, molecular function: peptidyl-prolyl cis-trans isomerase activity. NCBI's taxonomy places the organism in Eukaryota, Viridiplantae, Streptophyta, Magnoliopsida, Cucurbitales, Cucurbitaceae.
CUUAUCUUUCAGUUUGCAGAGGGGAAAAAAAUGGAGGGAAAGUAUGUGAGGUUCUGAUGAAUUGCUUCUGAUAAGGAAGAUGACGAUACGAUCAAUGGCUUCAAUCCGGUGCCGAUGCGUUCCUCUCAAUCCCACUCUCGAUUUCGUAUCUUUGGGAUCUCACCAUCGUCUUCUACCUGCAAUUUCUACACCCACCAGAAGAGUUCUGUCCCUCUCGGUUAUAUCCACCGCUCUUUCAACAUUGGCAUCAUCCUCCUCUCUCGCCGUUCCUUCCAUAUCCGCCGCCCCGGAGUUCUUCGAGCUCCCGGACUCAGGCGGCGUCAAGGCGCUUGAGCUUCGCGCUGGCUCAGGGGAAACCCCCGUCGACGGAGACCAGGUUGCGGUUCAUUACUAUGGAAGGUUGGCAGCGAAGCAGGGAUGGCGCUUUGACACAUCGUAUGACCACAAAGAUGAAAAUGGGGAACCUCUUCCUUUUACAUUUGUUCUUGGCUCCGGGAAAGUUAUUGCGGGAAUGGAAGCAGCUGUGAGAACCAUGAAAGCUGGUGGCAUCCGUAGAGUCAUAAUUCCACCGUCCCAAGGAUAUCAGAAUACAUCUCAAGAACCUAUUCCACCCAAUUACUUUGACAGGCAGAGGCUAUUUACCACCAUUUUUAAUCCAACACGUCUGGCAAAUGGUGAAGGUUCCAGCCUUGGGAUUCUCAUAUUUGACAUUGAGAUGCUUCAGGUCAGUAUUACUCAACUCGAAAUGGGCUAUCAAUCACACGUGCAUGUAUCUGGAUAUGAAGACAACUUCCCUAUUUAUACUAUUGGUAAGUGGGAUCCAUUAGUUGGUCAUCUGACAUCACAACGGGAAUUACGAUGUAAGUUCUGUCGUAGCGGGAUGAUGGUUGACAAAGGGUUGCUCCGAAAUGUGCUAGGAUGACCACGGUUGCUGAAAUUCGAGGUACACCUCGUCCUAUCCUUUCGAUCUCUCCUCUCUUACCACGUCGAGUAUUAACACUUUCGUUUGCCGAUUAUAGGUAUGAAUCUCCUCCCUUUAUUUAUAAACCUGAAUGAUUCUCUCACGACAAAAACUUCUUAUAUAUCUCUUGCCAAUAUAAAUUUUUUCCAGGAAUUACGUAAAAUUGUGAAAAGUGUGCUUGAUUUGUAUGGCUGAUGAUGUAGU